Molecule: messenger RNA, 616 nt
Organism: Lycium barbarum (goji berry)
Lineage: Eukaryota; Viridiplantae; Streptophyta; Magnoliopsida; Solanales; Solanaceae
Exons: 5
Coding region: 92-616 (174 amino acids)
Molecular function (GO): microtubule binding
Source: RefSeq, a predicted model, not a curated record
GGAGACCUCUAGCAAAAAGGUUGAGGGAUCCUAACCAUACAGCCAAAAUUUCAAAUAUUCAUAUAUUACUGAUUUUGGUAAGUUGAUUGAAAUGGAAUGCUAUGAAGAAAAGAAAAAGAGAAGUUUUAGUUAUGAUAUUGGAGAUCAAAAGCUUAAGCUAAUUGAUAUUUCCUCAGAGGAAGAUUGUCUUAUUGAUUCUCCUUUAUUUGAUUCUCUUGAAGACCUUCGCCUUUCAGUAACAUUGGACAAUAUAAAUGAGAAUGGGGUUUCAAAUUCAUCAAGAACUUCCUUGCAAAGAGAUAAAACAACACAAGUGAACCAACAGAAGGAGCUAAAGCAUUUGUCUUCUGCACCUAUUCAGCCAGGAAGACCUAGUUUCUUGCGCAAAAGUUCAGCUUGGGAUAACGCCUUCUUCACUAGUGCAGGUCUUUUGGAUCCACAUGAACUAUCGUCUAUAUCAGAUGUACGCGCUCGAAAGCCAGUCCUAUCGGCUAUUUCAGAUACUGGAACUGACUCCACAGACAUGAUCUAUCACAGGCAAGUUUCCAAAAGGAAAAACAUGAAUAAUGCAAGAGCAGAGAGAAGUAAAAUAGAAUUAAAUUGUCACUAUAGUUAA